This is a messenger RNA of Dentiscutata erythropus, 711 nucleotides long. Lineage: Eukaryota; Fungi; Glomeromycota; Glomeromycetes; Diversisporales; Gigasporaceae. The record is from the annotation of a GenBank genome assembly.
AUGAGAUCAUCCGUGAAUUUUCUUGGAACAUCAACUUCGGACGUUGAUAUAUGCGUUACGACACCAAGUAAAGAAUUAGAAAACAUACUUACAUUGUCUGAGAAGUUGCAAAAACAUUCAAGAGUUCAUCCGCUAUUAAUGAUAAUAAAACAUUGGGCACAGAGACGAGACUUAAACGAUGCUGCUAGCGGAACCCUAUCAUCAUAUACUUGGACAUGUAUGACUUUGAAUUUCCUUCAAAUGCGUUAUCCUCCAAUUUUACCAGUAUUAAAAAUUAAUGAAAAAGAAAAUGAAAAUGAAUUAUUGGAAGUUGAAUACAAAAAUAAUGAAUCAAUUGGUGGAUUGUUAUUUGCUUUUUUUAAAUGGUUUACUUAUGACUUUGAUUAUGAAAAUUACGUUAUUUCUCUUCGGCCAGGAAAGUGCCUGAAUAAAUGGGAAAAAAAUUGGAUGCAUUGGAAAUUAUGUAUAGAAGAGCCUUUCAAUCCCGAAAGGAAUCUUGGAAAUGGAGUAAAUAAUGACGGAUUUAAUAAAAUAAUCCAAGAAUUUCGUAGGGCAGUAGAAUAUCUUUAUAAUGCGAACCUUGAGCUUUGUUGCGAGAUUUAUGAUGAGUAUGAAUAUGAUGAGUUUGAAUAUGUUGAUGGAAUUCCCUUUAUUACUUUAAAAGCUUUACGUAAAGCUAAUUUAGAUAGCAAAAAGAAUGAGAUUGAAUAA